UGAAGAGAAAGGGGACCUUCCUUUAAAGAUGCUCCAAACUGGAAACUAUUCUCUGCUGUUGCUGAUCCAGUUGUCUCUGCUGGCAUAUGACCUUUUUGUAAAUUCCUUCAGUGAGCUUUUGAGGGGAGCGCCUGUCAUCCAACUCGUGCUUUUCAUCAUCCAGGACAUUUCCAUCUUGUUUAACAUGAUCAUCAUCCUGCUGAUGAUGUUCAACACCUACGUGUUCCAGGUGGGGCUCGUGUCUCUGCUGCUGGAGAGGUUCAGAGCUCUGCUUGUGUCGUCUGUUCUCUACUUGACCCUCAGCAUCUGCUUUCACUGCUGGGUUUUGAACCUCAGAUGGCUUGGGUCAAACCGUUUUGUUUGGACAGAUGGUCUUCAGUCUCUCUUUGUCUUCCAGAGAACAGCGGCUGUGUUGUAUUAUUACUUGUACAAACGCACGGCAGAGUACAUGGGAGACCCGAGGCUGUACGAGGACUCUCUGUGGUUGCGGGACGCUUUCGCCAGAGCUCGCCAAUGAAAACCAGGACGUUUAAGAGCAAAGUAAAAGAAAAUGCUGGGGUGGAAAAAAACAAAACGGACAUCGCAAGAUGGGGCAGAACAUCUCGCCAAUCUCAAGUUUUGAACAAAAUCCUCAUUGCAAAGUGCUGGACUGUGAUAAACUACACGACAGGAACAGAAUUCUUCAAAGGAGACUGACGGGAAGCCGUGCGUGUUUGCUCCUCCCAAACUGGCACUCAGGCAGUUAAAAGGUUUAUGCUGGCAGGUAAGCCAAGGGUGGCACAUGUAGUAUUGCAUUAAUCGGGAUUGAGUCGGUUAAUCUAUGUGGCCUUGCAAAACAUUUUGGAUUAAACCCUUAAUACGAAUGAAAGAAAUAUUAAAAGUUUAGAAAAGAUCUUGAACACAAAGGUUUUGUUUGUCUUUGACUUUUUUUUUCUUACAAUUGUGAACUCAUUGUAGAAAAACUGAGAUAGUUUUGUUGUUUCUCACAAUAAAAAUACAUUUUUACUUGUA
Molecule: messenger RNA, 1011 nt
Organism: Oryzias melastigma (Indian medaka)
Lineage: Eukaryota; Metazoa; Chordata; Actinopteri; Beloniformes; Adrianichthyidae
Gene: tmem138
Product: transmembrane protein 138
Exons: 4
Coding region: 29-517 (162 amino acids)
Cellular component (GO): cilium
Source: RefSeq, a predicted model, not a curated record